UCCUAAUUUUGGUAGGGACAGGUUGGGGCACUUACUUCUACGGCUCUAACCCUAUCACAUGUAAAAACCACCAUUGUUGUUUUGUGCGAUCUCAUCACACUAUACCACACCACUGCUUAUCACCACGCCAUUGAAACCCAAACCUCACUCACCACUUUCCCCUAUUUCCACCAUAUCGUUGCAGAUGGCUCCUUUUGCUAUAGCAACAUUGCCCUCUUCAUAUAUGUGCCACAUCAGAAAGCCUCGAAACAUUGUUUUUCCAAUUCGAUGCUCCACGGCUGCUCCUUCUCCUUCCUCUGUUUCCAUUCGGGCUAAAGCUGCUCAUUUUGAUUUGAAGACAUAUUGGGCUUCCCUGAUGGUGGAGAUCAAUCAGAAGCUGGAUGAAGCUGUUCUAGUUAAGUUUCCUCCUAAGAUAUAUGAAGCAAUGAGGUAUUCAGUCCUUGCCAAAGGUGCCAAGCGAGCCCCGCCUGUUAUGUGCAUAUCUGCUUGUGAGCUCUUUGGAGGCAGCCGCUUUGCUGCCUUCCCCACUGCCUGUGCCCUUGAAAUGGUUCAUGCGGCUUCAUUGAUACAUGAUGAUCUUCCUUGCAUGGAUGACUCCCCCUCACGCCGUGGCCAGCCCUCAAACCACGCCAUCUAUGGUGUUGAUAUGGCAAUUCUUGCGGGUGAUGCGCUCUUUCCCCUCGGAUUUCAGCAUAUUGUUUCCCAUACUCCCUCUGACCUUGUGCCUGAGCCCCACCUCCUUCGUGUGAUUGCUGAGAUGGCUCGAUCUGUAGGCUCCACUGGAAUGGCUGCAGGGCAGUUCCUGGACCUUGAAGGGGGGCCCAAUGCAGUUGGAUUUAUACAAGAAAAAAAGUUUGGUGAGAUGGGGGAGUGUUCUGCUGUGUGUGGAGGAUUGUUAGCUGGUGCUGAAGAUGAUGACAUAGAGAGACUGAGGAGGUACGGGAGAGCUGUUGGAGUAUUGUAUUCAGUUGUGGAUGAUAUUUUGGAAGCGAGAGAGAAUCCUGAGGGAGGUAAUGACAGGAAAAACAAGGAGAAGAGUUAUGUAAAGGUUUAUGGUGUCAAGAAAGCAACAGAGAUGGCUGAAGAGCUUAGAGAUAAAGCUAAGGAAGAAUUGGAUGGAUUUGAGAAGUAUGGGGAGCUAGUCUUUCCUCUCUACAGUUUUGUGGAUUAUGCUUUUGAUAGAAGUUUCAGUGUUGGUGAAGCUAGUGGGUGAUGGGUUCCAGAUUCUUAGUCAUUCAUGUUUCUUUUUUUGAUUUGAAUCCUUGGGAGUCGAAUAUUGUAUUGCAUAGAGAAUAACUUAUAUAAUUUAGAACAGGUAACUGCAGAUCUAGAGGGAUGAGGAUGAAGCAUGGUACCUGAAGAGAAAAAUGUCUACAUAGUAAUAGCAUGUAUCAUAAAAUGCCAUUUAUGAUUCCAAGUUAACAUUCCAAGACCUUUUAUCACUAAUAUUAUGUUUUUUUUAUUA
This is a messenger RNA of Lotus japonicus, 1465 nucleotides long. Its product is annotated as heterodimeric geranylgeranyl pyrophosphate synthase small subunit, chloroplastic. Gene Ontology annotation, biological process: isoprenoid biosynthetic process. The record is from RefSeq and is a predicted model, not a curated record. Gene Ontology annotation, molecular function: prenyltransferase activity. The transcript has 3 exons. NCBI's taxonomy places the organism in Eukaryota, Viridiplantae, Streptophyta, Magnoliopsida, Fabales, Fabaceae. Bases 185 to 1213 code for a protein of 342 amino acids.